AUGAUUACAUGGUUUCUCGAUGGCUCUGAACUCGACAUUAGAAAACAAGAGGCACACACUCUCCACAAAGCACUGUGGGACGAAUACGUUGUCGACAGGAAUACAAUCGUUAGUUAUUUGAAUAUAACUGUUUCGUCCGUUUUUGACGCCGGACUCUACGAGUGUGUCCUCACAAAUAAAGCCGGAAAUAAUCGACACUCGGCUCACAUCAGAGUCAAAGGGCCCACAAAUAUCAGACAAAUGCACACCAGAAACUUCACUGCCAUGAAUGACAUCACACUUAACUGUCCGGUGGUCGGCGAUAAGCCCAAGAUUAUUGAAUGGCAUAAG
Oppiella nova is the source of this 330-nucleotide messenger RNA. Lineage: Eukaryota; Metazoa; Arthropoda; Arachnida; Sarcoptiformes; Oppiidae. The record is from the annotation of a GenBank genome assembly.